AUGUCAGAUGGUCAGUCCCUUCUGGAGAAGCUCGACUCCAUCCCACAGGUGCGAGCCUUCGAUGCUUUCCCAAAGACGCAGCCGAUAUACCAGACGAGGUCCUCGCGAGGAGGCCUCUUCACCCUCCUCAUUGCCCUUGUCCUGUCAUGGCUUACAUGGAGCGAGUUCCACACGUAUCUCUACGGGCAUCCCAUCGCUACGUUUGGAGUUGACCAUGACCUGGCAGCCGAAAUGCAAGUCAAUGUGGACAUGACUGUCGCGAUGAAGUGUCAUUAUUUGACUGUCGAUGUGCGGGAUGCAUUGGGUGACCGCCUGCACUUCUCAGAUACGGACAUCACAAAGGAUGAGACUCGCUUCGAGCUCGGGCAUGCUGGCAGACUAGACUCGAUCGCGAUGCCUGAUCGGCCCAUCGGCGAUAUCAUCGAUGCCGCUCGUCACUUCCAUGCUCCGACCUUCUCACGCAAGCCUAAGCCGAAGCGGAAGGCUAAGGGAUACAAAGGCAAGCAGGUUGCAUUUGCAGAGACAGCACAUAUCGUCAAGGGUGGAGAUGCUUGCCGAAUUUAUGGUUCUGUGCUACUCAAGAAAGUCACCGGAAACCUUCACAUUUCGACGCUCGGUCAUGGAUACUGGAGCAUGGAGCAUACCCCACACGAGUUGAUGAAUCUCUCCCACGUCUUCCACGAGCUCAGCUUUGGGCCUUACUUCCCUGAUAUCUCACAACCUUUGGACCACAGCGUUGAACUCAGCUCUGACCACUUCGCCGUUUUCCAGUACUUCGUCAGUAUCGUGCCCACCAACUACAUAGACUCAAAAGGAAGGAAGCUGCAAACCAACCAAUAUAGUGUUACAGACUAUACUAGGACUGUUCAGCACGGCCAAGGCGUUCCAGGCAUCUUCAUCAAAUUCGACAUCGAGGCUGUCACCUUGACCCUCAAACAACGGACAAUAUCCUUUGUCACCUUCCUCGUCCGGCUGGCUGGCAUCAUCGGCGGCGUGUGGGUCUGUGCAGGCUACACGUUGAGAGUCGGAGACAAAGCGGCAAAGGCUGCUCUGAAGGUCAUCGAGGGCAGCGAUGCUUCAGACUACGCCAGCAUAUACAACAGCACGACCAGCGGGGGUAUGGAACGGUCUGCUUCGUGGUACGGCAAAUCAGCAGGUGGUGCAGACGCCGGAGAGGGAUUUGCAUCACCGGCGAAAGCUGUCAGUGGAGCAUUCGCGGCAGCUCGAGGUCAUCGCAAGUCAGAGUCGCUGGCCCAAAAGAUGAUGAGCGAGGAGGGAAGGUCAUGGUGA
This is a messenger RNA of Microstroma glucosiphilum, 1290 nucleotides long. RefSeq names its product DUF1692-domain-containing protein. Lineage: Eukaryota; Fungi; Basidiomycota; Exobasidiomycetes; Microstromatales; Microstromataceae. Gene Ontology annotation, biological process: retrograde vesicle-mediated transport, Golgi to endoplasmic reticulum; endoplasmic reticulum to Golgi vesicle-mediated transport. The transcript has 6 exons. The coding region runs from base 1 to 1290 and encodes 429 amino acids. Gene Ontology annotation, cellular component: endoplasmic reticulum membrane; endoplasmic reticulum; COPII-coated ER to Golgi transport vesicle. The record is from RefSeq and is a predicted model, not a curated record.